Messenger RNA from Mus musculus (house mouse), 4175 nucleotides. RefSeq names its product reduced expression 2 (gene Rex2). Gene Ontology annotation, cellular component: nucleus. Bases 435 to 2492 code for a protein of 685 amino acids. Gene Ontology annotation, biological process: regulation of DNA-templated transcription. The record is from RefSeq and is a predicted model, not a curated record. The transcript has 4 exons. NCBI's taxonomy places the organism in Eukaryota, Metazoa, Chordata, Mammalia, Rodentia, Muridae.
UUACUAUGGAUUAAGACAAAAUUAGACAACAUCUUUUGAAUAAUCUUGAUCACUUACUUACUGGAUUACUAUCUGGAUUCUGGGUCAGAAUAAUUUUCUUCCAGUCUUCCCUCCUCCUCUUCUGUGUUGCUUGGAAAAAGACUCUGUAUGUGUGUUAACUGUGUGGCUGACUCUCACAUCUUUAGGGUAAACUGGAAUACUCGGAGAAAAAUAGGUAUUCUCAUGAUAUCUUCUCUUUCCUUCAUAUUUAUCCUUUUCUCUGGCAUUGACGUCUUUCAUUUUUGUUCCAUGAACAGUUCCAUGUUCAUUCUAAACUAUAUUUUCUCAUUUUCAGGUCUCCAUAUGCUUAGUCAAAUCUCCAUAACUGUAAAUCAACACUAAGAGCACUGGAUAGUUAAGGUCAAGGAGACUCUCACAAAGGAUCCAGAACUUGAAUGUUUGCUCCUCACCAAGAAUCUGGGAGAAGAACAACUAAAAGAAUGAGUGCUUCUCUGGAAAACACUGCACAGUGUCUAUUAACCUUCAAGGACGUGUUUUUGGACUUCUCAUCGGAGGAAUGGGAAUGUCUCAAUUUUGCUCAGAGGACAUUGUACAUGGAUGUGAUGUUGGAGAAUUACAACAAUCUGUUGUUUGUGGAAAAUCACUGCAUAUGUGGAAACUAUGAGAAGGAGAAGGUCUUGGAACAAGACACACAGCACAUUGUCAAUGAGCAUGGGCAUAACCGAAAGAAGUCUUCUAAAUGUAAUGAGCUUAGAAAUGUGAUCCAUGAAUCCUCCGAAAGUACACCUUAUAACACUAACCACAGAGAUGCCACUCUCCAAUCCUCAAACCUAAAAAGACAUAAAACUGGGACCACUAAAGGAGUUUGCACAUAUAAAGACUGUGUAAACUGUUUAAAGGGGUCUUCUAUCAUUAGUCUCAAUCAAGGAACCCACAUAGAGAAGAAAGAACACAACAGAAAUAAAAAUCUUGAUGAGGUUUUGGUUUCUAGACAAAACAAUAGUGAAAUGAACACUUACACUUGUGGUGAAUUUGACAAAUGCUUUACUCAGAGUGACAAUCUUCAAAGUCAGCAGAGAAUUUAUCCAGGAAAGAAAUCUUACAAAUAUAGUGAAAGUGACAAAUGCUUUACCCAAACUUCCCAUCUUAGUAUUCAUCAUACAAUUCAUUCAGGAGAGAAACCUUACAAAUGUAGUGAAUGCGACAAAUGCUUUACUGACAAAUGCACUCUGAGAAAGCAUCAGAGAAUUCAUACAGGAGAGAAACCUUACAAAUGUAGUGAAUGCGACAAAUGCUUUACUGACAAAUGCACUCUGAGAAAGCAUCAGAGAAUUCAUACAGGAGAGAAACCUUAUAAAUGUAAUGAAUGUGACAAAUGCUUUACUGACAAAGGCAGUCUGAGAGUUCAUCAGAGAAUUCAUACAGGAGAGAAACCUUACAAAUGCAGUGAGUGUGACAAAUGCUUUACCCAACCAUCCCAUCUUAGUAUUCAUCGUAGAAUUCAUUCAGGAGAGAAACCUUACAAAUGUAGUGAAUGCGACAAAUGCUUUACUGACAAAUGCACUCUGAGAAAGCAUCAGAGAAUUCAUACAGGAGAGAAACCUUACAAAUGUAGUGAAUGCGACAAAUGCUUUACUGAGAAAUUCACUCUGAGAAAGCAUCAGAGAAUUCAUACAGGAGAGAAACCUUACAAAUGUAAUGAAUGUGACAAAUGCUUUACUGACAAAGGCAGUCUGAGAGUUCAUCAGAGAAUUCAUACAGGAGAGAAACCUUACAAAUGCAGUGAGUGUGACAAAUGCUUUACCAAACCAUCCCAUCUUAGUAUUCAUCGUAGAAUUCAUUCAGGAGAGAAACCUUACAAAUGUAGUGAAUGCGACAAAUGCUUUACCCAACCAUCCCCUCUCAGUAUUCAUCGUAGAAUUCAUUCAGGAGAGAAACCUUACAAAUGUAGUGAAUGCGACAAAUGCUUUACUGACAAAGGCAGUCUCAGAGUUCAUCAGAGAAUUCAUAUAGGAGAGAAACCGUACAAAUGCAGUGAGUGUGACAAAUGCUUUACCCAACCAUCCCAUCUUAGUAUUCAUUGUAGAAUUCAUUCAGGAGAGAAACCUUACAAAUGUAGUGAAUGUGACAAAUGCUUUACUCACAAAGGCUCUCUGAGAGUUCAUCAUAGAAUUCAUGCAGGAGAGAAACCUUACAAAUGUAGUGAAUGUGACAAAUGUUUUACUGAGAAAAACGGUCUGAGAAGGCAUCAGAGAAUUCAUACAGGAGAGAAACCUUAUAAAUGCAGUGAAUGUGACAAAUGCUUUACCCGAAAAUCACAUCUUAGUAUUCAUCAGAGAAUUCAUACAGGAGAGAAACUGUACAAAUGCAGUGAAUGUGACAAAUGCUUUACCCAACAAUGCCAUCUUAGUAUUCAUCAGAAAAUUCAUUCAGGAGAGAACCUUACAAAUGCAAUGAAUGCGACAAAUGCUUUAGUGACAAACACAGUCUGAGAAGGCAUCAGAGAAUUCAUACAGGAGAGACACCUUACAAAUGUAAUGAAUGUGACAAAUGCUUUACCUGAAAAUCACAUCUUAGUAUUCAUCAGAUAAUUCAUACAGGAGAGAAACCUUACAAAUGUAAUGAAUGUGACAAAUCCUUUACUGAAAAUGGCUGUCUGAGAAUUCAUCAGAGAAUUCAUACAGGAGAGAAACCUUACAAAUGUAAUGAAUGUGACAAAUGCUUUACCUGAAAAUCACAUCUUAGUAUUCAUCAGAUAAUUCAUACAGGAGAGAAACCUUACAAAUGUAAUGAAUGUGACAAAUCCUUUACUGAAAAUGUCUGUCUGAGAAUUCAUCAGAGAAUUCAUACAGGAGAGAAACCUUACAAAUGUAGUGAAUGUGACAAAGCUUUACUGAGAAAGUCAAUCUGAGAAGGCAUCAGAGAACUCAUACAGGGGAGAAUUCUUACAAAUGUAUUGAAUGUGACAAAUGUUUUGCCCAGAAAUCCUAUCUUGUUUUUAAUCACAGAAAUCAUACAUUAAAGAAGCCUUACAAAUGCAGUCAAUGUGACAAAUGAUUUUCCCACAAACUUAGUCUGAGAAUGCAUCAGAGAAUUCAUACAGUAGAGAAAACUUACAAAAAUGCAGUGAAUGUGAUAAAUGCUUUACUAAUAAAGGCAGACUGAGAAUUAAUCAGAUAAUUUAUACAUUUAAAAAAACCCUUACAAGUAUUUUGUAUGUGAUAAAUGCAGUACCCACAACAUCAGUCUGACAAAUCAACAGAUAUUUCAAACAGUAGAGCAACAUUAUAAAUGAAAUGAAUGAGAUAGUCCUUUAACAAGAAAUAUCAUCUUAAAAUUCACUGGAGAAUUCUUCCAAAAGGGAAACUUUUCAAAUACAUUGACGGUUUGAAUCCUUUAUUUUGGCCUAUCUCUUAGAAUGUAAUAGAUAAUUUAUACAGGCAAGAAUCUUAACAAAUAUAAUAUAUGCUGAAAUAUCUUUGACUUCAUUUCAGUGCAGAAAAAAUAUGUAAAAAAAAUUUUUAUGGGAAAAAUAGUUCUCCUGGGGAAAUGUGGCAUAUGUUUUACACGGGUAAUAUUCUUUUCAACAGUCAGUGCUCUAAACUAGAGAAUUAUUAUGAAUCUGAAAACUUUUGAAAACCUUCAUGCAAUGUUCAAAUCUUAGAUAAUGUCAACUAUUAUGCUGGCAGUAACUCUGAAUAUAUGAUAGUGAAGAAACAUUUUCAUUAAACUUUUACUUGUUCACCCUCAAAUAUUAUAUGAUGAAGUCAGGUGUGAAAGCCAGAAGAAUAUGAUGUUGUGCAACAAUUCAUGGAGAUAGAAAUGAUCCAUUCCAAAAGGAAACUAAAUAAAGUGUACUAUCGCCUUCAAAAUGUCUAAUAAAACUGGCAGCAUUUUGUAUAUUUAAUUCAAAUGAAGAAAUUGACACAGAUUGUAGUUGAUAGUGUAUUUGACAAACUGAGCCACCAAGACUGCAUGUUCUUAAUCCUAUAAUAUGCCUACAGAUGUGAAGUGUGCUUUGAGUAUCCAGUAUUCAUUAUUCUUAUCACGUCAAUGUGACAAAUGAUUUAUUGGUUUCACGUUUCAGGAUAGUGACUGACUAUGAGUCCCUUAUGCUCUGUCAACAUCUCCUUCCUCAUUGCCCUGUAAAUAAAGCUGAAUAUUUUAACAAGGUU